GGCGCCUGGCAGGGAGACAGACCUCGAGGGCUCCUCUGUGCGCCGCGCGUGCCGGUCGCUGCUUUACGGGCGCCGCGGCCUAGUGGGGCAGGCAGGCAGGGAGGGAGCGAGGAAGGCGCGGGCCGGCGGCGGCGGCGGUUCCCCACAGGGCGGGCAGGGCCGGGCGCGGGCGAGGCGAGGCGAGGCGAGGCGAGGCGGGCCGGGCUGGGCUGCCCCUCAGAGGUGGGCCGCCAUGGAGGCGGGCGCCGCGGCGGCGGCGGGCGGCAACUCGAAGGGCUCGGGCCUGGGCGGCCUCUUCGGCGCCGGGGGAAUGGCCGGGCCGGGCUAUUCCCACGCGGACCUGGCCGGAGUCCCCCUGACUGGAAUGAGCCCUCUGUCUCCAUAUUUAAAUGUGGACCCCAGAUACCUUAUACAGGACACAGAUGAAUUUAUUUUGCCCACUGGAGCUAGCAAAACCAGAGGAAGAUUUGAGCUGGCGUUCUUUACCAUUGGGGGAUGCUGUAUGACGGGAGCAGCGUUUGGUGCGCUGAACGGCCUGCGGCUGGGUUUGAAAGAGACACAAAGCAUGGCUUGGUCCAAACCUAGAAAUGUACAGAUUUUAAACAUGGUGACAAGACAAGGGGCAUUAUGGGCCAAUACUCUUGGAUCUCUAGCAUUGCUGUAUAGUGCGUUUGGAGUUAUCAUAGAGAAAACGAGAGGCGCAGAAGACGAUCUGAACACAGUGGCUGCUGGGACCAUGACAGGGAUGCUCUAUAAAAGCACAGGUGGAUUACGUGGGAUAGCAAGAGGCGGCAUCGCAGGACUGACACUGGCCAGCCUGUAUGCUCUCUAUAACAACUGGGAGCACAUGAAGGGUUCAGUGCAGAGGCAGUCCCUCUGAGCACAGCCGGGAACUGAAUAUCCUCCUGUAUAGUGCGGUCAGACUUGUGUCCCUUCUGUAUAGCAUGGCGUGGAAUGAAUAUGGAUGAACUGCAGAAUCUCGCUGUGACGACGCGGCUACCUGGACUUGCACAUCCUUUGAGCUGAAACCCUGCAAAAGUUACCUGGAGGAGGAAUGUGGCUGUCAGUUUCAAGGUCUCGUCUGCACAGCACAUUCGCUAUUGUUUGGACCAGAGUUACUGUAUUAAUUUGGGUCAUGUAAUCAUCUGCGCACUGCGAUCAGGUUCCUGUGGUGGUAUCAUUGCUGUAUUUGAAUAAAAUGUGUGUGCUUAAAGAUA
Molecule: messenger RNA, 1217 nt
Organism: Eublepharis macularius
Lineage: Eukaryota; Metazoa; Chordata; Lepidosauria; Squamata; Eublepharidae
Gene: TIMM23B
Product: translocase of inner mitochondrial membrane 23 homolog B
Exons: 7
Coding region: 233-880 (215 amino acids)
Biological process (GO): protein import into mitochondrial matrix
Cellular component (GO): TIM23 mitochondrial import inner membrane translocase complex; mitochondrial inner membrane
Molecular function (GO): transmembrane protein transporter activity
Source: RefSeq, a predicted model, not a curated record